CACUUCACUAGCCAACCACGAGCGGGUGGAGUGGUAGGCGAGCUCAGUGAGUGCCCGAGUCGUCGCCCUCCUUUGAAUUCCACGCCGAGUCUUCGCGCUCCCGGCUAAUUAUCACGUGUCUCAGCUCAGCACCUUACUACCUAGCUCGUCGUCUCAUCGAUCAGUAAGUAGCUAGCUAUAUAGUGCCAAGGUGUUGUGACAGGUGAAGAGAUUGGGGGAGAACGGUGUGGCCAAGCAGUACUACCUGGCAGCGGUGGCGGCCAUGGAGGUGUCAUCCGUUGAGCUCGGCCACACGGCGAGCUCCAAGUGCUACGACGACGACGGCCGCCUCAAGCGCACCGGGACGAUGUGGACGGCGAGCGCGCACAUUAUCACGGCGGUGAUCGGGUCCGGGGUGUUGUCGCUGGGGUGGGCCAUCGCGCAGCUCGGCUGGGUGGCCGGCCCGGCCGUCAUGCUGCUCUUCUCCUUGGUCACCUACUACACCUCCGCCCUGCUCGCCGACUGCUACCGCACCGGCGACGAGAGCACCGGCAAGCGCAACUACACCUACAUGGACGCUGUCAACGCCAACCUAAAUGGCAUCAAGGUACAGAUCUGUGGGUUCCUGCAGUACGCCAACAUCGUCGGCGUCGCCAUCGGCUACACCAUUGCCGCCUCCAUUAGCAUGCUGGCGAUCAAGAGGGCGAACUGCUUUCAUAAGGAAGGACACGGAGAUCCGUGCAACAUCUCGAGCACGCCAUACAUGAUCAUCUUCGGCGUGGCGGAAAUCUUCUUCUCCCAGAUCCCGGACUUCGACCAGAUCUCGUGGCUGUCCAUCCUGGCCGCCUUCAUGUCCUUCACCUACUCCACCAUCGGCCUCGGCCUCGGCAUCGUCCAGGUGGUCGCGAACAAGGGCGUCAAGGGCAGCCUCACUGGCAUCAGCGUCGGCGUGGUGACCCCGAUGGACAAGGUGUGGCGCAGCCUGCAGGCGUUCGGCGACAUCGCCUUCGCCUACUCCUACUCCCUCAUCCUCAUCGAGAUCCAGGACACCAUCCGCGCGCCGCCGCCGUCCGAGGCCAAGGUCAUGCGCCGCGCCACCAUCGUCAGCGUCGCCGUCACCACGCUCUUCUACAUGCUCUGCGGGUGCAUGGGCUACGCCGCCUUCGGCGACAACGCCCCGGGGAACCUCCUCACCGGCUUCGGCUUCUACGAGCCCUUCUGGCUCCUCGACGUCGCCAACGCCGCCAUCGUCGUCCACCUCGUCGGCGCCUACCAGGUCUACUGCCAGCCGCUGUUCGCCUUCGUCGAGAAGUGGGCGCAGCAGAGGUGGCCCAAGUCGCGGUACAUCACCGGGGAGAUCGACGUCCCGCUCUCCCUCUCCGGCUCCGGUGGCAGGUGCUACAAGAUGAACAUGUUCCGGCUGACGUGGCGGACGGCGUUCGUGGUGGCGACGACGGUGGUGUCCAUGCUGCUGCCAUUCUUCAACGACGUGGUCGGGCUCCUUGGCGCGCUAGGCUUCUGGCCGCUCACCGUCUACUUCCCGGUGGAGAUGUACAUCGUGCAGAAGAAGGUGCCCAAGUGGAGCACGAGGUGGGUGUGCCUGCAGCUGCUCAGCCUCGCCUGCCUCACUAUCACCGUCGCCUCCGCCGCAGGCUCUGUCGCCGGGAUCAUCUCCGACCUCAAGGUGUACAAACCGUUCGCCACCACCGACUGAUCGAUCGAUUGCAUCAAAAACAUAUGCACAGAUUGAUGGACAGACAGGCAGAUGAUUGGCUCCUAGUAUGUGCAGUCCUCAAAUUAUUAGUUAAUUAAUUAACACACGGUGAGGGAAAAAAGAAAAAGAAAAUUGAUACUGUUCUUGUGAUGCUAGGCUGUUAGCUGUAGCUGGCUGCUGGCGUCGCCGAUGUACCGUGUACUUGCUAAUUUCCAUUGUUUGUGAUCUGGUUAACUGAAAAGGGUAGUGAAGAGGAAUCAAAUAGUGUAUUUCCAUCUCAA
Messenger RNA from Phragmites australis (common reed), 1974 nucleotides. RefSeq names its product amino acid permease 3-like. NCBI's taxonomy places the organism in Eukaryota, Viridiplantae, Streptophyta, Magnoliopsida, Poales, Poaceae. Gene Ontology annotation, cellular component: plasma membrane. The record is from RefSeq and is a predicted model, not a curated record. The transcript has 5 exons. Bases 263 to 1693 code for a protein of 476 amino acids.